AUGACUGGCCCAGCCGAGGUCCUGGCCGGCGAGUCGGUAGCCUGCCUGACCCAGGCGCUGAGCCACCUGCGCGGUAUCUGGGAGGAGAUCGGCAUCCCGGAGGAGCAGCGGCUGCAGCGCACCGAAGUGGUCAAGAGGCACGUCAAGGACCUGCUGGAGCAGAUGGUGGCGGAAGAGGAGAGCCUCCGGGAGCGGCUACUGAAAAGCAUCGCGCUGUGCCGAAGGGAGCUGGGCGCGCUGUGCCAGGAGCUGCAGCUGGCGCCCUUCCAGGAGGAGGAGGAGGCCACCAUCCUGCAGCUGGAGAAAGAUCUGCGCACCCGAGUAGAGGUGAUGCUCAAGCAGAAGCGUGAGAGGCGGCAGGAGUUGCGCGCCCUGCAGGAGCGCGACCAGGAGCUGGCGGGGCUGCUGGGCCGGGCGCCCUACAACAUUGGCAGCAGCGAGGCUGUGCCCAGCCUGGCGGACCUGGACUGCUUCCGGCGCCACCUGGCAUCCUUGGCAGCUGAGAAGGAGCAUCGGCAGGCAGAGUUUGUCCACCUGAAGCAGAAGGUCAUCCUCUGUAUGGAGGAGCUGGAGCAGGAGCCCAGCACCACCUUUGAGCGAGAAGCCAUGUGCCAGGACUCAGGCACCUUCUGCUUCUCCCUGAACAACUUAGCUGCUUUGAAGGAUCUGCUGCAGCAGCUGGAGGAGAGAAGAGCUCAGAAAGAGGCUGUAUGUGAAGAACUGCGCUGCCGCAUCCUGAUGCUCUGGGACUGGCUGCAAGUGCCUCCUGAAGAGAGAAAUGCCUUUGCUCCAUACAUGGAGGGCUCCAGAGCCAGCAUUAUGGACGCUCUGCACCUAGAAGUUGACCGCUUGGAGGAACUGAAGUGCCAGAACCUGCAGAAGGUGGUGGAGGCCAUUCGGGCUGAGCUGGCCACUUACUGGGACAAGUGCUUUUUGGGGGAAGAGCAGAGGUGCUCCUUUGGCCCCUACUAUGAAGACACCUUCAGCGAAGAGUUGUUGCAGCAACAUGACAAUGAGCUCAUGCGACUAAAGCAUUAUUACGAGACACAUCAAGAGCUCUUUGAAGCAAUCCACAAAUGGAAGAGGAGCUGGUGUCUCUUUCAGGAGCUUGAGAAAAAGGCCACCGAUCUAAGUCGCUUCACCAACCGAGGAGGCAACCUCCUGAAAGAAGAGAAGCUGCGUGCCAAGCUGCAGAAGACCCUUCCCAAGGCAAGUGGUCCUAGCCACUCUCCCUAUCCUGUGAACCUCUGGCAGCCCCACCUAAACUUGACUUUUUCUAGUGCAGUUGGAGGAGGAGCUGAGGGUCCGUGUUGA
Thamnophis sirtalis is the source of this 1314-nucleotide messenger RNA. The record is from RefSeq and is a predicted model, not a curated record. Lineage: Eukaryota; Metazoa; Chordata; Lepidosauria; Squamata; Natricidae.